Messenger RNA from Tribolium castaneum (red flour beetle), 1567 nucleotides. RefSeq names its product senseless (gene sens). The coding region runs from base 164 to 1135 and encodes 323 amino acids. Gene Ontology annotation, cellular component: nucleus. The transcript has 5 exons. Lineage: Eukaryota; Metazoa; Arthropoda; Insecta; Coleoptera; Tenebrionidae. Gene Ontology annotation, biological process: regulation of gene expression. The record is from RefSeq and is marked validated.
GUACCAUCCACGCAGCAUGGGCAGGAUUUUCAGUGCUACGUAGUGAUUCGAUCUGAGAAUGUGAUUUUUGACAAUAUUUCGGAAACUGUGAUUGGUGAGUGAUAAGUGAGUAUGUCAAAGACUGGCUGGUGAUAAGAGGCUCGAUAACGUCGUUUGGAACAGGAUGCCCCGUCUGGCCGUUCUGUCGCAAUAUAGCAGGAGCGAGACUCCGUCCUGCAGCCCCGCCAGCAGCCCGGUGGCCGGAGUCUCCUCCCGGAGCGCCAGCCCCAUCUCGCCCCGCCACAGCGCCUUCUCUCUAGUCUACCCCAAGGAGCUCCACCGGAACAGGAACUACCUGGUCACCGGUGCGGAAAACGCCCCUUCCGGGACGCACAGUGACUGGAGUUCUGUUGCAGGAAUGAGCGCCCUGAUGUACGCCAAUUCGCUCAUGCCGGCGCCCUACAACCCCUACGUCUGGCACCCGAUCCCCGGACUUUUCCUCCCGUACAACAAGGUCGACUCGCUGAGUCCGGAGAGUGCAGCCUCGGCCGAGGCCUACACCCCGGAAACGGCCAAAAGUGAUGAGGAGGCGCCCCUCAACCUGUCCCUCAAGGGCCGGUCGCGCAGCCACAGCAUCUGGUCCCCCGGCAGCCUCUGCGAGCAAGAGAUGAAGCUGGAGAAGGCCGACUCGUCGAAAAGCUGGCGCUGGGAGUCGGACAAAGACACCCAUCAGAGCAAAGUCCCGACCAUCGGUCCGGGCGGCGAGAAGCAGUUCGUGUGCCAACAGUGCGGAAAGUCCUUCAAGCGCUCGUCGACGCUCACCACGCACCUCCUCAUCCACUCGGACACUCGGCCCUACCCCUGUCAAUACUGCGGCAAGCGCUUCCAUCAGAAAUCCGACAUGAAAAAGCACACCUACAUUCACACAGGGGAGAAGCCGCACAAGUGCGUGGUGUGCUCCAAGGCCUUCAGCCAAUCGUCCAACCUGAUCACACACAUGCGUAAGCACACGGGCUACAAGCCGUUUUCCUGCGGCCUCUGCGACAAGGCCUUCCAGCGCAAGGUGGACCUGCGUCGGCACCGGGAGUCGCAGCAUCCCUCCGUGCCAGAGUCUGUGAUCUUCAAAGUUGAAGAGAGCGUCAGCAGCAGCAGUUAGUGCCAUGAGAGUGACUUGGGACCAGUCUAGUCCGACUAAAGCCAGUCGUUACCGCCCACAAAGUGCAAAUUUCGAAAUUUGGCGAAAUUUUGUAAAUUCUGUGAUUGAGGUUUCUUUGUAAAUUCCCGAUUUGUAAAAAUUCUUGCACGGAUGUUUCAUAUUUGCACUGGAUUUUUUCCAUUCCGAGUUUUACUAGCGGGUUUCCAGACGCGCGAAGGCUGGUAGUAAAACUUCAUACAGCUUUCAAGACCAAAGAGAGAUGUAAGUAGUUGUACGGAUAGGUUUAAGGACUUUUUCUUCUUUUGUACAUAGUAAGUUUGUAAGAGAGUAAGGGGUGCCUUGACUUGUUAGAAACAUUAAAUGUUAAAAUUUGUAUUAAGGGUGAAAUGUAUUUAAUUUUUUAAACAAUUGUGUAUGCAUUGGAUUUUAAAU